UUACAAAUAUAAUAAAGGGGAAAAAUUGGAAAAAUUAUUCAGUAAUACGGGAAUAGUCGAGUGCAAAAGGUCUUAGAGACUACAGAACUUAAUAGAAUUUUUUUCAAGUGAAAUAAUUUGAAAUUUAAAACAAUGUCAAGAGUUCCAAUGAUGUUCCGUGACUGGUGGGAUGAAUACGAUUGGGAUUUCGAUUCAUUACGUCGUCCCCGUACAUCAAGAUUGAUUGAUCAACAUUUUGGAACUGCAUUAAGGAAAAAUGAUUUGUUGAGUUCAUUGGCAAAUACACAAAUUUCAAGUGGCUCUCGAACGACGCCAUAUUAUCGUCCAUGGGGCACCAGCUUGACUAAAGCUGAUUCUGGUUCCACAAUUAAUGUUGAAAAGGAUAAAUUCCAAAUUAUUCUUGAUGUUCAACAAUUUACACCUGAAGAAAUUACUGUUAGAACUUCAGACAAGUUUGUCAUCGUUGAGGGUAAGCACGAAGAGAAGCAAGACGAGCACGGCUACGUCUCAAGGCACUUCACACGAAAAUAUCUCCUUCCACCAAAUUACAAACCCGAGACUGUGUCAUCAACACUUUCAUCAGAUGGCAUUUUAACCAUUAAUGCUGCCACACCAGAUGCUCAACCAGUAAAUCAAGAAAGAUCUGUGCCAAUUACUCACGUUGGACCAUCACGUGUUGAAAACUCUCAAUCACAAGAUUCACAACCAAAGAUUGAGCAAGUCAACUGAGUUUAGAAAUGAAUUUGCAUCCAAUUAAUAUUCAUAACUGACAACGAUUUUGCGAACUGUAUUAUUUUUCCAAAAUUUAAAAUUAAUAAAAAGUAAAAUUUCGUUAUACAAUUUUUUAUUUUCACAAGUUUGAAUGGCUUUUCUUUAAUGACAAAAAUACGUCAACGAUGAAACUCAAUAAACACGUUUUCAAAGAA
This is a messenger RNA of Chironomus riparius, 926 nucleotides long. The record is from the annotation of a GenBank genome assembly. Lineage: Eukaryota; Metazoa; Arthropoda; Insecta; Diptera; Chironomidae.